UAUUAAACAAUCCUGCCUCGCUGUGAUAUGAACUCAUGUGAUAUUAUCUGAUCAAUCAAAUAUGCCAAUAAUUCUCGUACCUACAAGAAACAGCCCAAAAGCUUGAUUGAUGUGGGGGGGACAGUGCCGAAGAAUAACCCCGUUAAUCUUGCCACGAGGUUGCCGCGCGAAAUAGAACAGCCUGGAUGGAAAAAUCGUGGCUAAAUACUCUAAUUCAUACUACCGCGGAACCGGUCGCCCCGCGUUUGGGCCCUUCAUCAAAGCAGCCAAGCCUCUAUACCGACAUUGACCAAGAUGUUCCAUCAAUUAGCUGCUGAUGGACGUGCGUUUGCUGGGUGAAAUUCGGCCUCGGCACCAGUCGCCGGGUCGUGCCACGCGUGCUGUGGUUUCGCGAUAUAUUAAGACGCCCCUUGUUCAAGCACCCCACAGUUAUAUUCACCAUUGGUGGUUUCCAGCGCUGGGACCUGCCGGCGGCAUUCUAUAUUCAAUUUUUGCGUUUUAAUUGCGAUACGGGAUGAAGGCUCCUUGCUAGCUUUGAGAAUGGGUCAUGAGGCCGUUUCUUAUCCUUUAGGCCAGUGCGCAACGGGAUGGACCAGACUUAAAGAUGAGAGCGAGGUUCGGUUUUUGAUGUGCCACCGAUCUUCAAGAUUCCCGAAACUUUGAUCUGCUCCAGCCUUCGUCAUGCAUUUCUCCGUCAUCGUCGCUUCGGCGAUCUUCGCUACCCGGGCAAUGGCCGUUGGAGUCGUUGGCACGCCUGAGGGAUUCGGAAAAGGGACAACUGGUGGCGGCAGCGCAACCCCCCAAUACCCCGCCGACAUCGCCCAGCUCAAGACCUGGCUCACCGACUCCACGGCCCGCGUCAUCGUCCUCAACAAGGAGUACAACUUCAUCGGCUCCGAAGGCAGCGUGACCGAGACUGGCUGCCGCCCCGCCUCCAACACCUGCCCCGGCAACGGCGGCCAGGACGCCAUCAACCAGGCGAGCUGGUGCACGAACGGCAACGCUGGCGCGGGCGCAACUUCCAUCUCCGUGACCUACGACAAGGCUGGUAUCUCCGGCAUCAAUGUCGGCAGCAACAAGUCCAUCAUCGGCAUCGGGUCCUCGGGUGUGAUUAAGGGCAAGGGCCUCCGCAUCGCGAACGGCGCCAAGAAUGUCAUUAUCCAGAACAUCCACAUCACCAACCUCAACCCCCAGUACAUCUGGGGCGGCGACGCCAUCACCCUCGCCGGCACCGACCUCGUCUGGGUAGACCACGUUAAGGUCUCCCUCGUAGGCCGCCAGAUGUUCGUCGCUGGCGAAUCAGCCUCCAACCGCGUGACCCUCUCCAACAGCGAGUUCGACGGCAACACCAGCUGGAGCGCAACCUGUGACGGCCACCACUACUGGACCAUCUACCUGACGGGUUCCAACGACUUGAUCACCAUGAAGGGGAACUACAUCCACCACACCUCAGGUCGCGCGCCCAAGGUCGGCAGCAACACCCUCCUCCACGCUGUUAACAACUACUGGUACGCCGUCUCCGGCCACGCCUUCGACAUCUCCUCCGGCAACGUGGUGGCGGAGGGCAACGUCUUCCAAAACGUUGUGAAGCCGCUGAAUGCCAACACCGGGAACUUGUUCGGGAGCCCGGACUCGAACACUAAUACGCAGUGCGCGGCGUACCUUGGGCAUAAUUGCCAGCUUAAUGCGUUUGGCAGCAGUGGGACCCUGGGGGGGACCAGUGUUAAUGCGUUGGUUAACUUUGCGGGGAAGAAUGUGGCGAGCUCGGUGUCGUCGAGUGGGUUGGCGAGUAGCAUUGCUGCUAAUGCUGGGAUUGGGAAGAUUUAGGGGGUUGAGGUGGGGGUGUAAAUAGUUGGGUGA
Pseudogymnoascus verrucosus is the source of this 1860-nucleotide messenger RNA. RefSeq lists its product as uncharacterized. Gene Ontology annotation, molecular function: pectate lyase activity. The transcript has 2 exons. Lineage: Eukaryota; Fungi; Ascomycota; Leotiomycetes; Thelebolales; Thelebolaceae. The record is from RefSeq and is a predicted model, not a curated record. Bases 682 to 1827 code for a protein of 381 amino acids.